Molecule: messenger RNA, 975 nt
Organism: Jatropha curcas
Lineage: Eukaryota; Viridiplantae; Streptophyta; Magnoliopsida; Malpighiales; Euphorbiaceae
Gene: DUT1
Product: DUTP-PYROPHOSPHATASE-LIKE 1
Biological process (GO): dUMP biosynthetic process; dUTP catabolic process
Molecular function (GO): magnesium ion binding; dUTP diphosphatase activity
Source: RefSeq, a predicted model, not a curated record
UCUAGCACCGCUCAGCUCGAGUCAGCGCUUCCAGUGAACUGAUUUCCCCCAAAAAGCGAUGGCGGGAAUCCAUCGCGCCCUUAAUUGGAAAAAUUCACCAUUGGCGGUUCUUUCCCUAUUUAAUCCCCCAAUUUCAUCACUUUCGUUACGCUCAAAAUCCAUUUUCCUCGCUUCACCAUUUUGCUGCCAUCGAUUUUCCAGUAUGGUUCAAGCAGAAAUUCAAUGCAAUAGCCCUGAAAUCAAAGAGCCAUCCCCGAAGAUCCCAAAACUCCAACAAAACGGCGUGCAUGAGGUGUCUGAAACUCCCAUUUCUCUAUUUAAGGUUAAAAAGCUCUCUGAAAAAGCUAUCUUGCCGUCCAGAGGCUCUGCUCUCGCAGCCGGCUAUGAUCUCUCCAGUGCCACAGAGACUAAGGUGCCUGCUAGAGGAAAAGCUCUUAUCCCAACAGAUCUAAGCAUUGCCGUUCCCGAGGGAACAUAUGCCCGCAUCGCUCCGAGAUCGGGACUGGCAUGGAAGCACUCGAUUGAUGUGGGUGCAGGAGUGAUAGAUGCUGAUUAUCGGGGCCCAGUUGGGGUUAUAUUGUUGAAUCAUUCUGAUGUGGAUUUUGAGGUCAAGGUGGGAGAUAGGAUCGCCCAGUUGAUUAUCGAGAAAAUCAUUACUCCUGAAGUUGUUGAAGUCGAGAAUUUGGAUGCUACAGUAAGGGGUGAAGGAGGGUUUGGAUCUACUGGUGUUUGAAUUUGUAUCUAUUAGAUGUCUAAUGCCUUGUUAGCUGUUAUUUAGUAGUAGAGUGUUGGAACACUACAGUUUUGUAACCUUAGCCAAAUAUGGUCGGCUUAAGGGGAGAAAAUUUAUAUUUUCUGUAGGUUCUUUUUUAAGUGAUUCAUAAUCAUCAAUGUCAUGAAAACAUUUUGUCUUUAUGCUGCCUGUAAACUCUUCGUAAAGCGAUUAAAUCUGCAAGUGAUACUGUUAGCUGACUA